GACACUGGAUUAAACUGGCGACAGCGGGGCGGCAGCUGCUGGCUAGCUGGUAUUUUGCCGAACAUACAAGUGUGAAACUAUAAAUUGCAUUCAUUUAUGCCACUAAAAGACCAAUCAAACUCAACCGUAAUGAAGCCGGCCGUAGACGAGAUGUUCCCGGAAGGGGCUGGGCCUUAUGUGGAUCUCGAUGAGGCGGGGGGAAGCACAGGGUUGCUGAUGGACCUGGCCGCCAAUGAGAAAGCAGUCCAUGCAGACUUUUUCAAUGAUUUUGAAGACCUUUUUGAUGACGAUGAUAUCCAGUGAAGAUAAUUAUUUAAAUGUUUUUGUGAAUAAAUUCAUUUUAUGAGCUAAUAUACAGUACAUGUCAUGUAAAACCGUAUGCUUCUUGAUUCUUUUGGGUCUACAAGGCAAACUACCUAUUUAAACUGUAAUGACAUACAAUCUUCAUUCGGUCGAGUCGGUGUUGUAGUUCUGGGUUUUUAAAAAAAUGGCCACUGCUUCCACCAGAUGUUACAAGAUUCUGAAAAAAAUUCUCGAGCAUUCUUCCAUAUGUUGGAAUGUUGAAAUUAUGACUUGUUAUCAUGCUCUUGUAGCUUCAGCUCAGCUUGGAGCUGGAUUGUAGGUUUGUGUGUGUCUGAGAACACCUGUUCAUUAGGCUUCUGGGGCAUAAUUACAUACGGUGUGAUUCUGAACCUCCGAUGCCGUCGCCCUGCUAAAACAUAUUGCAGGUGGCACAUGAUGAAUGGGGCCCUGUGAAGAAUUGCUGACAUAUUUUGUAAUAACACAUACAGGUCUGGUAAUGCAUUAUUUGACAUUUGGCACAGUGAGGCCGGGGUUACCAAAAUAUAUCUGUUCUGAAAACGUUUUCUGACAUACCAAAGUACACUUUGCUGAAAAAGAGGCAUUAAUGCCUUUGUAAAAUGGUGUUUUGCAAAUACCUACACAAAUGAUUUGUACUUUUAAAAAUAAACACCUGAAACUCA
Molecule: messenger RNA, 983 nt
Organism: Esox lucius (northern pike)
Lineage: Eukaryota; Metazoa; Chordata; Actinopteri; Esociformes; Esocidae
Product: COP9 signalosome complex subunit 9
Exons: 3
Coding region: 97-303 (68 amino acids)
Biological process (GO): negative regulation of protein neddylation
Source: RefSeq, a predicted model, not a curated record